Phragmites australis (common reed) is the source of this 2003-nucleotide messenger RNA. Its product is annotated as protein DETOXIFICATION 27-like. NCBI's taxonomy places the organism in Eukaryota, Viridiplantae, Streptophyta, Magnoliopsida, Poales, Poaceae. The record is from RefSeq and is a predicted model, not a curated record. Gene Ontology annotation, molecular function: antiporter activity; xenobiotic transmembrane transporter activity. Gene Ontology annotation, biological process: xenobiotic detoxification by transmembrane export across the plasma membrane. Gene Ontology annotation, cellular component: membrane. The coding region runs from base 159 to 1604 and encodes 481 amino acids. The transcript has 8 exons.
AACAUGCACCAUGAGCGAUACCGCGACAGCGGCUCCCGUGACCCGUCGCCGAGCCUCUCUAUAUACCAACCCGUAGGGAGAGCCGGAGAGGUAGCGGAACCAUUAGUUCCUACGCCGGCUAGCUAGCUAGCAACCGUGUACGUACGCAGCGUGGUGUCAUGGAGGAGGAGGCGCGGGCGCCGCUGCUGCAGCCGCGCGGCGAAGAGGCGGCGACGGCGAAGGGGCGAGCGAGGCGGGCGGCGGUGGAGUGGUGGGUGGAGUCGAAGAAGCUGUGGCGCAUCGUGGGGCCGGCCAUCUUCCAGCGGAUCGCGCUCUACGGGAUCAACGUUGUCUCGCAGGCCUUCAUCGGCCACCUCGGCGACCUCGAGCUCGCCGCCUUCUCCAUCGCCGCCACCGUCGUCUCCGGCUUCAACUUUGGAUUCCUGCUGGGCAUGGCGAGCGCGCUGGAGACGCUGUGUGGGCAGGCGUUCGGCGCCAAGAAACACCACAUGCUGGGUGUGUACCUGCAGCGCUCGUGGGUCGUCCUCCUCCUCUUCGCCACCGCGCUGACGCCGACGUACAUCUUCAUGGAGGACCUGCUGCUGCUGAUCGGUCAGUCCCCCGAGGUGUCGCGGCUCGCCGGCCAGAUGAGCAUCUGGCUGAUCCCGCAGCACUUCGCCAUGGCGAUGCUGCUCCCGCUCACCCGGUUCCUGCAGAGCCAGCUCAAGAACUGGGUGACCGCGGUCACCGCGGGCGUCGCGCUCGCCAUCCACGUCGUCGUCACGUACGUGCUCGUGCACUGUUUCCACCUCGGCUUUGUCGGGGCGGUCGCCGCCGCCGACUUGUCCUGGUGGCUCGUUGUGCUGGGCCAGUUCUUCUACGUCGUCGGCGGCGGGUGCCCGCUGUCGUGGAAGGGCUUUUCGAUGGAGGCGUUCGCCGACUUUUGGGAGUUCAUAAAGCUCUCCUCGGCUUCCGGAGUGAUGCUCUGCUUGGAGAAUUGGUACUACAGAGUGUUGGUGUUGCUGACAGGGUACCUGAAGAACGCUGAAAUCGCUGUGGAUGCACUCUCCAUAUGCCUGACGAUCAAUGGAUGGGAGAUGAUGAUUCCGUUCGGCUUCUUGGCUGCAACUGGCGUGCGGGUGGCGAAUGAGCUCGGCGCGGGGAGAGGCAAAGGCGCGCGCUUCGCCAUCGUCGUCUCGGUCACGACCUCCGUGGUGAUCGGCCUCGUCUUCUGGUGCCUGAUCCUCUACUUCAACGACCAGAUCGCGCUCCUCUUCACGUCGAGCAAGGUCGUGCUCGACGCCGUGCACACCCUGUCCGUGCUGCUCGCCUUCACCGUCCUCCUCAACAGCGUGCAGCCCGUCCUCUCAGGGGUGGCCGUUGGUUCUGGAUGGCAAGCGUUGGUUGCCUACGUGAACGUCGGAACCUACUACUUCAUCGGAGUUCCUUUGGGCGCCAUUCUCGGUUGGCCGCUGCAUUUCGGAGUUGGGGGGAUCUGGUCCGGGAUGAUUGGCGGGACCGCCGUCCAGACGCUGAUACUGGCCUACCUCACUGUCAGAUGCGAUUGGGACGAAGAGGCCAAGAAAGCCAGUACCAGAAUGCAAGUAUGGGCCAGCUCGAAAUGAAGCUGCUCGGCAAUACUGGUGCGGUUUCUUAGACACAGGGAACAUUUGAGCUCAGCUGAAUGAUGAUCACUUCGGGUCCGAAAAAGAAAAAUCAGAAUGAAAUGAGUACAACCAAACAAUCCGGAAGAAACAAUGCGUAUGCAUUAUCUAUGCUUGUAUAAAUACGUCCAUGAGCAGAUGAGCUCCAAGCCUCCAACUAAAGUUGGCGGUUGACGACCGGUUCCUGAAUAUACUCACCUAUCAGGACUCCACAGAGAACGGCAGUACCGUCAGAGGAGUCACAGGGGUGAUAAUAUCUGUGAUUCUUUUGUAGCUAUGUAACAUGCAUUUUGCAAUUUGCGUCAAGGUUUCAAGAUCCAAAUACUGAGUGCUAUUUAAGCAAAGUUUGCAGAACCGUCA